AAAACAAAAAAAAAAACAAAAAAAAAAGAUUGAUAGAAUAAAAGAUACGCCAAAGAGAUAAAUAUGUUAUUUCGUAAGAAUUCGAUCUUACGACCUUAUGAUUUACGAAAGGAAAAGUUUUUAGAAUCUUUCAAAGAGAUAUUGUCUCGUUAAGUUAUAAAAGAUAUUAAUAAAUAUGCGUAUUAGUUUGAUAGAAUAAAUCAUAGUAGAAAAUAGUAUUGUUGAAAGUAAAGAGAACAUUUUAGAGACAUAUCCAGUGGACGCGCUUUCUGGCGGACCUGCGCCUGUCAAGCAGUCGCCAGCAGUCGGCAGCAGUCACGAAUGGUUGACCUAUGCAGUUGACUGUGCUGGUUGACCGAUCGUGCGGUAUUAAUCGCGCUUUUUCUUCUACGCGCUCUCGAAACAUUUAUACUUACUUUUCGGCGAUUUAAUCGUAUAGGAAGUUUAUCUUACGAGUGAGGUGAUGAUUAAUAAUCGUGAAUGGGCUAGACUUCGCAUCGGUCAGGUGAGAGACAGGUGGAUGGAUUGAGGAAAAUCGCCAGUCGAAAUACAAUCUAGGGUAAGGGAGUAGCAACCUCUUGGGGCCAGGGCCAGUCACGUGACCCGUAUGUUUACCAAAAUGGUGAACGUUCACCGUUCGGAAUGUACUUCGCUAUUUUAUCGAGCUUCCCUCUCGUACAAUGAUGAGAUCGAGCGAGGAUACACGGGAAUUCGAGUGAUCUAUUCAUUUUUACAUCAAUCUUCGCAGCUGCCACUAAUUUAAGUUUUGAUGUCUUAAUAUUUUGUUACCUUGUGCUUGGUUUGGUAACGCGGAGAGUCGUGAGCGAAAGUUUGAAAGUGGACGAAAGAAACUAUUGCUUUCCGUGUAUUAUAGAAGCAACCGUUGCUCCUACCUGAAAAUGAUUUUAAUUAUUAAUGGCGAUGACAACAUUCUUCAACAUGGUGAUGACUGAAGUCUUAAGUGGCCUAACUCUGUUUGCCAAUAAUGUUUAAUGUGAUGUGCGAUAGUUUUAUCUACAGAUGAUCUCUGAUAUAGGUUAGUGCAAAUGGAAAGUACAUUAAAGGACGUCUAAAUGACACAAAGUGUCUUAGCAUAACGCUGUGUGCUACGGCCAAGCAUUGCUAAAGAUGGCCACGUAUCAAGUUGACUAUCAGUGGGCUUAUUCUAUAAUGGAUUCAUCCAGGAUAUCCACUUUCCUAAUUUCAAUUCUACUGAUAGUCUAUGGCAGUUUCCGAUCCUUAAAUAUGGAACAGGAAGCAAAAGAAAGAGAAAAAGAAAGGCAACGUAAUGGAAUGUCGAGUAAUAGUAGUACUGGAAACAAAGGUGGUGCUAACGGAGCAAGAAUCCAAACCUUAGAUACAAUGCAUGCUCUCUGUCUACCUCUUGGUGCUUCCAUUUCUCUACUCGUCAUGUUUUUCUUUUUUGAUAGCAUGCAAAUGCUCUUAGCAAUAUGUACAGCCAUCAUAGCUACAGUUGCUUUGGCAUUUCUUCUACUACCCAUGUGUCAAUAUAUAAUUAGACCCUGCACAGAUGGAAAUAAAAUAUCCUUUGGCAUUUGUGGAAGAUUUACAGGGGCAGAAUUACUUUCAUUUUCACUCAGUGUGAGCAUAGUAUGUGUAUGGGUACUGACAGGACAUUGGUUACUCAUGGAUGCAAUGGGCAUGGGCCUUUGUGUAGCCUUCAUUGCAUUUGUUCGAUUACCAAGUUUAAAAGUAUCUACUUUGCUAUUAACUGGACUUUUGAUUUAUGAUGUUUUCUGGGUCUUCUUUUCAUCUUAUAUAUUUAGUACAAACGUAAUGGUUAAGGUAGCAACUAGACCUGCUGAUAAUCCAGUAAGUCUUGUCGCCAAAAGAUUGCACUUAGGUGGUGUAGCUAGGGAGGCUCCAAAACUUCCUCUACCAGGAAAGCUGAUGUUUCCUUCGAUGCAUCAAGCGGGACAUUUUUCAAUGCUAGGUCUUGGUGAUAUCGUUAUGCCAGGUCUUUUACUCUGCUUUGUGUUAAGAUAUGAUGCAUAUAAAAAGAGUCAGCUCUUGCCUGGUGGUUGUGAAACAGGAGUUCCACCACCACGACACUUCAACCGUAUUAGUUAUUUUCAUUGCUCCUUAAUUGGCUAUUUUCUUGGUUUACUCACUGCUACUGUAAGCUCUGAGGUGUUCAAAGCUGCACAGCCUGCCUUAUUGUAUCUUGUGCCCUUUACCCUUCUGCCACUACUGACAAUGGCUUAUUUAAAGGGGGAUUUACGUCGGAUGUGGAGUGAACCAUUCAUAUCUCAACAACCUUCUAUAUAUAUGGAAGUUUGACAAGAGUCAUGGCUCUUGAGAAAUUAUAAUACAAGAUUCAUUGUCAUUUAAAAUUUUUAGUUCUGGUCUUUGUCAGUAUCACUUUAAGUAAGUAAGAUUUUCCAUACAUGACACAUUCACAGUUUUUUAAUAUCAUUGAUUCAUAAAAAAGCAAAUACAUGUUCGAAUAUUAACCAGGACAUUACAUAGUGCACCUAAGAAUUUCUCUUAUAGAAUUAAUUUUCAUGAACAAAGUAAUAUUAAGAGUGGAGUACCGUUUAUGCACAAGUUAUCAUUUCUUUCUUUUCUUUCUUUUUUUAUAUAUAUAUUUUUUUAUACAUUAAAAUAAGAAAGAAAUAAUUUUUAUUUCCGAAAUACCAGCCAAUACUCCUAUUUUGUCAGCGUUCUUUACAUAUAUCUUAAAAUGUUGGUGUCAAGUAUGAAUAGAGUAUGUGUGGUAGAUAAUUGAGAGUAAACAAUAAGUAUUCUAAAAUUUAUUAGAUACGCUAAACUAUAAAAAUUAUUAUUUGGAAAAACAAAUUCUACUUGCUUUUUGUUUCAAUUUUAUUAUUAUUACUAUUAUUAUUAUUAUACUUACUAUCAUUAUUAUUAUUAUUAUUAUUAUUAUUAUUAUUAUUAUUAUUAUUAUUAUUAAUAUUAUUAUUAUUAUUAUUAUUACUAUUAUUAUUCUUUCUUUUCUAUUUUUACGAGAAUGUAUGUGCAAAUUGAAAACAUUGAAGUAAUUGAUCUGGAUAUAAAUGAAAAAUGCUUAAUAGUCACUCCACUCUAUAUUGAUGCUUCAGCAGCAGAAGAUUGCAUAAAAUAUUUUUUAUUUAUUAUUUACGGAGCAUCGAAUGAAUUGUACGUAACACCGAUUUAUAAUUAAACUAAUAUACAUUUGUUUGAAAAUUUAACUCUAAAUUCAGUGAAUAUGUGUGAGUAGGUUGUGACUUUCUUUGAAAUUAGGUUAGUAUAGGAAAAAGCAAUGUUUAUGUAAAUAUAUCAUUUUCAUAAUUUAAAAAACUCAGAGUUCCAGUUCGCUUUGGCAUUGUGAAUAAGCUUAACUUAUAGAAUUUUCUUACUUGUUCGAUGAACAAUAAAAUUGAAAAUAUUAUUGAAUUGCAAAAUAAUCAAUGUGAAAAUAACAUGAUUAAAGACGAACUGUAUAUUUGGGUUUUUAUUCCGAAAAAGUAUACCCAAUUUUAAAGAAAAAUUAAUUCUUUGAAUAGCUUCCUAAGCACUUGCUAUGGAUAGGAUACUUGAAAGACUUUAUAUGUUUAUUUAAAGACAAGACUGAAAAUAAUGUGUAUAAAAAUCAAUUUAUCGAGAGAUUUUUCAAGAACAAAUUUUCUUUAACUUUUGCCUGCAUCAAUUUAUAACAUAGUAGGUUGACAUAGUAUAAUACUACAUAAUAUUACAUUAAUGCAGUAUAAUACAAUAUAGUAUAAAAUAGUAUAAUAUAAUACACAGUAUGCUAUGACACAGUAUAAACAGAUCAAAUAAUUCGCGAUUUCAUACAGAUUAAAUAAUCAGUGUUUAUCAAUUGAACUUACAUUACGCAAAACAAAUGUAUAUGACGUAACAACUCAUCUUGUAUUUCUUUAAAACAUAUAUAUUAUGUUAUUAGAUUGUAACAAAUGUUGAGAGAAAGAUUUAUUUGUAUAUCAUGAUUCUAGAGUAUAAUUUUAUGUUCUCAAAAUAAGCAUACUUUUGCCAAGAUUGUUAAGAUGCGUUUAGAUCAAUCGCGUUAAUAUACAUGGUAAUCGUGCAGGUCUGCAAAAACAGUUGCGAAUGUUGCAAACCUUUUUAACGUAGGUUAUUAUUCGCGCACUUGCGUACGAUGUAUCUGCAAUAUUGAUAAUUGUAUCAAGCGAUUCGGCACGCUUUCUUCUGAGCGCACCUUCAUAUUUUUUAACAGUACUUCCUUAUGUUCGUAAAAAGUAACAGUGGCAGUAAGUGAUAAAUUAUUUUGUACAGUAGCAACAUAAACCAAAAAGUAUUUGAUUUUUUUCCUCAUAUGCUGAUUUACAUAUGUGGUUUUAAAAUAAAAAGAAAAAAAGAAAAAUACAAUGCGCGUUAUUUGUUAUUAUGCAAAUGAAAUAAUUAGAACAAAAAACAUUUUAAAUAGCAUCGUGCAAAUAAAAGCAUUGGAAAUUGUCAAGAUUUAUCGUGAAGAUUAAUUUCAGUUUCAUGCUGAAUGUAUGUAUUAGAAUUAAAUUACUCCCAUUCUCAAUCUGCUUCUUUGAUGGUGUUUUAUCAAUAGAUCCAAAGUGUCUAGUUGUGAAAAUAUUUUAAAUUAAAUACACUUUUUGGUACAUAAAUUAUUUAGUUUUUGCGUAAUAUUAUCUGAUACUUCCCAUUUUCUGUUUAUCUACCUGUCCAUAGCACAAACAAGUUUUCCUUUUAUCAUGAUAUAUCAUACGUUAUCGAAGUACGUUGUUUUCAGUCGAAUCGUGUUCUCGAUAGAUAAUAAUUUAUUUCUCUCUACGAGUAUUUUUCGAACUUGAUUUUUUGAUACUAUAUAUCGAUAACACUUAUGUGUAAUGCGAUAAAAAAAAAAAAAAGAAAAAAAAAAGAAAAAAGAAAAAAAAUAUCUAUAUAUAAGAUAAGGUUUAGAUUAAUCAUUCAGUUGUAUAUAUAAUUAAUCUAAGAAUAUUUAAAUUUACAUCACGAAUAUCUUCCCAUUUUUAAAAGUAAGAUCCUAUCUCUGAAGAUAUGUAUUGAAGCAUAUUUUUAGAUUAAAUUAAGUACCAUUUAAAAUAUAAUUAAUAUCGCGCCAUCAGAUAUACGUACAUAUAUAAAUGAAAACGUUUCUGCAAUUAGAUAGAAAUCUUAUGAAAUUUCUUUAUCCAGAAGAUGCAUUUAUAUAACAGUAUUUAUAUUUCAUUGUUCUCAUCCUGAUAUUAAUUUCAUUCAUAAAUAUGUUAUUUUGUAUAAAAGAAGAAGGAAGAAAAAUCUAAUAUUAUAAAUUAAAUCGAUUAAAUCGCAACUUAAUUUACGAUACGUUAAUGAAAAAUGCGUUAUGUGUAGUCAGGCAUUUAAAUUAUAUAUAACGAACCUCAGUUUCGUGGAAGACAGCGAUAUAAUUAUUAUUUACUAUGGAAUUUCGUGCAAAGUCUGAAAUUUUAUCGACAAAAAAUACUGUUCGUUAUGUAAAUUUAAAAAGAAGAAAAAAUAUAUAUAUAUACAUAUAUAUACAUAUAUGUGUAUAUAUAUAUAUACAUAUAUAUAUAUAAAACAAAGGCGCAAAAUGAUUCUUUGAUUUUUUUAAUCCAAAACAAACAGAAAAUUCAAAAAGAAUGCAUACGUAUGAUAGGCAAAAAGAAAAAAAAUGUUUAAUGAAAAAUUGAAAAUUGAAUCGUGCAUUAGGAAUUAAAUACCGUAAGAUAUAAUUAAAAUAUUAAACAAAAAAAAAAAAAAAAAAAACAAGAAAAAACAAAGAAGAAACGAAAUAAAAACGCGCGCCUAUUUGUCCCGUUGCAAAUUUUGAUUCUGACGUGUACAUCGAUGUACGUUUUUAUAUAUAACGAUAGAUAGCCAUUUUCGUUUGUGGCUGUGUUUAAUAAGUAAUUUAUUAAAUGUUUAUUAAUGUUUAUUAAACAGACUUAUACGUGUAUUUUCUUCACCACUACUAUGCUUAGAAAUGAUCGUUCUCGAAGAUGAUAUUAUUAUAUCCAAUAGGAACAUGUAACUUAUUCUAUCAAAAACUUGUACAUAUACUUGGUAUAUAUAUUUGAGUAAAUAUGUCCAAAAAGUUUCGUUGUUUUCAAAAUGUAAUGAACUUGCCAUUUAUAUUCGUUA
Molecule: messenger RNA, 6081 nt
Organism: Vespa velutina
Lineage: Eukaryota; Metazoa; Arthropoda; Insecta; Hymenoptera; Vespidae
Gene: SppL
Product: signal peptide peptidase-like 3
Exons: 7
Coding region: 1129-2301 (390 amino acids)
Biological process (GO): membrane protein proteolysis
Cellular component (GO): cytoplasmic side of endoplasmic reticulum membrane; lumenal side of endoplasmic reticulum membrane; Golgi-associated vesicle membrane
Molecular function (GO): aspartic endopeptidase activity, intramembrane cleaving
Source: RefSeq, a predicted model, not a curated record